AUGGGGGAUGGAGAUGAAAAUAAAGAAUGUGCCGUAAAGCAGUUAUGGACCAAGAGAAAAACCAAUACCAAUCGUGGACGAACUUUGAGUCCUAAAGAUCUCGAAAGAAAGCUAGAGACUCGCAAAAAAUUAUGCAGCCUACGUAAAAUUAUCAAGGAAAAUUCUUCAGGUUGUGAUAUUAAAUGGAGCCUUUUUGUUUCGGCAUGUAACAGUUACUUUUAUGAGGAAUCAGUAAAUCCUUUUCCUCCCGAAUAUGUUAGACGGCACACUGGUAAAGACAUCGAAGCAUUGUUACGAGUUAUAGGAGACACACCAUCUUUUUCGUUAAUUUUAGAGCAGAAAGGUGAUCGUUACAUAUGUCCUUUAAAAAGAUCGUCAAUUAGCAAUACCAAACCAAAUUUAAUUUUUCGAGUGCAGUACUCACAAAAUAGUGAAGAAGAGAAACGCUGGAAGUUAAUCGCUAAACGAACCCAAGCAGUACAUUUAUGCUACGGUAACAAACUAGAAUAUUUUUACACCGUACUUCACAAAGGUAUGAAAUUAGUAGUCAAUGAAUCAAGAUCUACUGAUUCUGGAGUAUAUCUUUCUAACGACAUUUGCGACGCCAUAGGCAAAAGUCCAACGGGAUUCGGUUGGGGUGGCAGCGCCUUUGGUGCUCGAUUAUGUUGCGUGGCCGUGUGCGAACUAGCCGAUCACGACCAAUUCAUGUGCUGUAUAAAAUAUCCCGAAAAUAAAGUAACCAAAGUUCCAUCUCAGAUAAUAAAGCAUUACAACGUACAUAGACCAGAUCUCGCACGUAUUAGGUAUCUUUUGAUAUAUCGCACCAACGAUAAUAAUGAGGAAGAUCAUGACGCUCAAUCUAAGAAGGGAAUGCUGAAUUGGAUGAAAAAUCAUAAGUUUGCAACGCUAAUGGUGUGUUAUAGUAUAUUAUUAGUGAGCACAGCUAUAACUGAUCUUUACUUUUUGUAA
Molecule: messenger RNA, 969 nt
Organism: Ctenocephalides felis (cat flea)
Lineage: Eukaryota; Metazoa; Arthropoda; Insecta; Siphonaptera; Pulicidae
Product: mono [ADP-ribose] polymerase PARP16-like
Exons: 2
Coding region: 1-969 (322 amino acids)
Biological process (GO): endoplasmic reticulum unfolded protein response
Cellular component (GO): membrane; nuclear envelope; endoplasmic reticulum tubular network
Molecular function (GO): kinase binding; protein serine/threonine kinase activator activity
Source: RefSeq, a predicted model, not a curated record